UGGGCCGGAGAUUUCUGAAGAGCAUUGUCAAUCGAUACUGAUAAUCUGAUAAGAUAUUCUUGAUGAUCGUCACGAGAUUUCUCAGUCGUAAGCAGUGAGUGAAUAGUUAUGGCUCGAAUUGUGUAUUUUGUGGCAUUAAUCUCGCUAAGUGCACACGCACUAGCAGGCGUGCCGUCUCGUCAAGAAGAGCACCAAAUUCGCGUCGGUGACGUCACACUUUCCUUGGAGCCGCAGUUGACCGGCGGAUUUCAAGUCUCCGUUAUCGAUGGAGACGAAACCACAGAGCUGGGCUACAUUGGCCGAACCCUCGUAUCUUCUUUUACAUCUGAGGACGUAGAUGAUGGAGUCUUGGUGACUAUGGGUGCAGCAACGCUUCUCAUCAGUACAGUUUAUGACGAUUCUAAAGAUGCAAGAGGAAUUAAAAUUAAGUGGGAUGCUCCUAGUCGAUUGAGACUGGAAGACUGCAUAGCUUUUGGAUCGAAACACUGGUAUGCUGGACCUAUGCAAGUCAACCAACUGUAUCCAAUUGAACAGGCUCCACAGGUUUACGCCCCGUCUGUCAUUAGGGAAGAUGAUAACGGAGCCAUAAUGGAAAGAUAUUGGCUCAAUUCCGCAGGAGAAUAUGUAUUCGUUCACCCACAAGUACCACUGUUCAUUGAUUACAAUAACCUUUUGGACAAUCACCUUUGUUUCGGAGCUCAAAUAGUCGAACCUUAUUCAUCAAGAAGAAAUCACACAGAACUGUCAUAUGACUUCUGGAUCUUGCCAGACGUAAAACGGGCUCAUAUGCACGCAAUAGAAACUUACUUAGGAAAACCUUCAGGUGUGCCUGAUUUUAGAAUGGUCCAGCACCCAAUAUGGUCAACUUGGGCACAAUUCGGUAAAGAAAUAAAUCAAAGCAGACUUCUCGAAUUUGCUGAAGAAAUUAACAACCGAGGAUUCAAUAAUUCACAAUACGAAAUUGAUGAUGAUUGGGAGACCUGCUAUGGUUCACUUACUGUCAAUGAAGAGAAGUUCCCAGAUUUGGCCACCUUGGUGCAGCAAAUCAAAGCUCUCGGUUACCGUGUGACGCUCUGGACUCAUCCGUUCAUAAAUAAAAACUGUGAACCAUGGUAUUCAGAAGCCUUAAACAAUGAUUAUCUAGUGCUUGACGAAUCUGGCAGUCCGGACACUAAAUGGUGGAAUAGCGACUACGCAUCUGCCGCCCAAAUCGACUUUACCAACCCCGCAGCUGCGGACUGGUGGUACCAAAGAGUGAAGAAUCUUUCAGAUUUGUACGACAUUGAUAGCUUUAAGUUUGAUGCCGGAGAAAGCAGUCACUCCCCUCAGAUAGCAGUACAAAGAGGUGACAUCGACCGACAGCCUCACCAUAUCGUGCAAGCGUAUGUGAGAGAAUGCGCAAAAUUCGGAGACAUGAUCGAAAUCAAAACUGGAUUUAGAACCCAGGACCUCCCAGUUUUCGUGCGCUUGGUUGAUCGCGACUCGAUCUGGGGCCUCAACAAUGGUCUUCCAACAAUUAUCACGGCUACAAUACAAAUGAACCUGAACGGUUAUCCCCUAGUCUUGCCGGACAUGAUCGGUGGAAACGGCUUCAAUUUAGACCACGACCAAGCAGACCUGCCGACCAAGGAGCUGUUCAUACGAUGGGUGCAGGCGAACACCUUCUUACCAGCGAUGCAGUAUUCGUACGUCCCUUGGAACUUUGAUGAUGAGACAGUAGAGAUCAGCAAGAAGUACACAGAUCUCCACGCGCAAUAUGCAGAUUACAUCUACGAAACCAUGCAGGCGUCAGUAGAACACGGUACCCCGGUUAACGCGCCGCUGUGGUGGAUAGACCCUCAAGAUGAAGAGGCGCUGGUCAUAUGGGAUGAAUUCCUCCUCGGCGAAAACGUCCUAGUAGCGCCUGUCUUCGAAGAAGGUGCAUCUUCGAGAGACAUCUACCUGCCCAGAGGCACAUGGUACGAAGAAGGGAAUACGUCAAAAGUUCACGAGGGACCAACAUGGAUCCGCAACUACCCAGCACCCAUAGACGUCCUACCUUACUUCACACGAGAAACUCCAGAGCCCGAACCGGAUUCAUCAAACCUCUUGACGGCUGCUACCACCCUGGUACUUUUAGGAUUACUUGCUAAUAUAAUUUAAUUAAUAUUAGUAUGUCUGUACGUUAUAGUCACAUCGUAGGAAAUUCAUAUUAUUAAACUUCUUUGCAGAAAUCAAUCAAAUGAAGAUGUGUGUCAUAAUAUUUAUUAAAAUGUAUUAGAGUAUUGUAUUUCAUAAAUUCAUACAAAUAUGCUUUUCGGGAUAAGUUCGAGUUCGAUCGAAGAUUCGAGUAGGUAAUAUUUUUUAUAUACUCACCUAAUAUGGAGAAUUGAGUAUAUACAUUACGCAUGAUACGUGGUAUCAAUAAUAUUGUUAUUAUACCUAUUGUUGAUAUUUAUAAUUGUCUGGCUUUCGAUAGAGUUGAAUAUUUUGAUUGUUACCUACUUUAUUUUGAAUAAAUAAUCUAAGUAUAA
This is a messenger RNA of Amyelois transitella, 2513 nucleotides long. Its product is annotated as myogenesis-regulating glycosidase. NCBI's taxonomy places the organism in Eukaryota, Metazoa, Arthropoda, Insecta, Lepidoptera, Pyralidae. Bases 109 to 2142 code for a protein of 677 amino acids. The record is from RefSeq and is a predicted model, not a curated record. Gene Ontology annotation, biological process: carbohydrate metabolic process. Gene Ontology annotation, molecular function: hydrolase activity, hydrolyzing O-glycosyl compounds. The transcript is spliced from 9 exons.